GUGUUUUUGCUACUGUAGCUGUGCCUUUUUCCUUUAUUACCCCCAACCAUCCUCGUUCUAGUAAUUUCAGUCUUUCUCCUCCUCUCCACAACCGCCAUUCGCUUUACUUUCUCACUCGUGCCUUUUGUUGCGCUUCUAUACCUUUUUGUAAUCAAAAACAAUCUUCCCUACUUUCGUUGAACCUCUUUUCAAAAUGCAGACCUCCAUCUUCACCCUAAUUGCUCUCGCUGCCGGCGCUCUCGCCCAGGCCGACAAGCCCGCCAUUCUCAACACGGACUUCGCCGUUAAGGAGGGUGAGGACUUUACUCUCAAGCUCAAGGGCUGUGAUGACGGCUGCACCAUCAGCGUCCAGUCUGGCCCCGAUGAGAAGUCCAAGAAGGACGUCAAGGUCCUUACUUCCAACUACGCUGGCAGCGCCUACGAUGUCACCCUCACCGGCCUCCCCUCCGGCUCCUACAACUUCCAUGUCAUCAACAACAAGAGCAAGCUUGACAACUACAGCAUCGUCUGGAAGUACACUGGAACUGGCACCAGCAGCUCCGCUGAGUCUAGCUCUGCUGCCUCCACUAGCUCUGCCCCCUCCAGCACGAGCUCCAGCUCUGCGUCCACCACCAAGAGCGAGUCUUCCUCCAUGACUAGCGCCUCCUCCACUUCUAAGAGCAGCGCCUCCAAGACCUCUGCCACCACCUCGCCUACCAACACAACCCCUGGUAGCGGUGCUGCCGGCUCCGCCAGCCUCUCUCCCUUCGCUCUCAUUGCCGGAGCUGCUGCUGCCAUGGUUUUCCUUAACUAAACGGCAUCUUCUGAAGCUUUGAGAUCUUCCCCAACCAACCUUUCAGUAACAACGAACCAUGACUACAGCUAGUGCAAGGCGUUCUGCGACUGGAUUUUCUCCUUCUUUCCACAUUAUUGGGGUCAGGCACCCUGAGCUAUUAGCGCGCUGUAUUCGCCCCAGGAUACGCUCGACCGAUGGGUCAGGUUUGUACACCUCUUCACUCCUUUUGAUCUCUAUCCUUGAGUUCUUUGCUUUAUUCACCAAUUGCCGAAGGUGGCGUCUGGAUCAGUCCUCAGAGUUGCCCAUGGUAUCUGUAGUAAUACGUGAGAUGCGCAUAUUAAAUAUAUUCUCCUUUACAUG
[Torrubiella] hemipterigena is the source of this 1135-nucleotide messenger RNA. The record is from the annotation of a GenBank genome assembly. NCBI's taxonomy places the organism in Eukaryota, Fungi, Ascomycota, Sordariomycetes, Hypocreales, Clavicipitaceae.